ACUGGGAUGCAGAGAGAACAUCAAACAAACCAGCACGAAGCCUAUUUCUCGACACUGUCGGAACGCUUUGGCAAUGUCGGUCGCGAGCCGUGACCAGCCUCCGUGCGUGUGCCAAUGUAUCGUGGUGUCAAUAUGUUCCAGGCAACGUGUGCACAAAUCAAUUGGAAAAGUCAUUUGUUUCAUUAGCGCGCUUCCCGUUACUGACGACCGCAUACAAACAAGAUUCUCCGACUCUCGUCUCCUCCCUAUAAUCACUAGAAAGGGAUUUUCUUUUUUGGUAUUGUGGACCUCGAUCUCGUCCCUCCGCUAAAAACCCAUUGCGUGACUCGGGCGUAUGAAUGACCUGUAUCGCGAUUAUUAUAUUGAUGUGGUUGACUACUUUUCAAGAUGCAUUGAGGGAGCCGUUCCAACAGCGCUACAAAAUGGCCUCGUCGCAAUAUCGUGAUCGCCGACUGAACCGGCCCUAUCUGGGUGGAACUGUCGUGUCCGUUGUCACCGGAGAGAGAUGUCCCCGGUUGUUACAUCGAGCCGGAAGUGUAGGUCAUGAGGCGGAAUGGCACCUGAACUCCGUUUCCCAGCAUCCCUCGCGAACGCCGAGUUGACAGGCAGCCAAUGGGCGCCAUGACAGGCCGGCACAUGACGUCGGUCGUCUCAAGUAAGUUCCCGGCGGCGAACAGGUCGACGUUCCCCCACGGGAGAAUCGAGUUUUGCGGCCUGUGGAAAAGUGAGCGAUGGCCUCACCAGUCUCCGUCUACAACUCCAAUGUCUUGGACGCGCACAUCUCCAGCACCUCCAGAGAGUCUCUGAAGAUGGAGUUGUUGGCCGACGUCACACUGCUGCCCGGGGAGGAGAGAAUUAUAGACAAGGACAUCAUCUACAUCUGCCCGUUCAGCGGCGCCGUCAAAGGCAAAGUGUUGAUCACCAACUACAGACUCUACUUUAAGAGCUCUGAUGCGGAUGUGGCGGUGACACUGGAUGUUCCUCUAGGCACCAUCAGUCGUGUGGAGAAAAUGGGCGGGGUGUCAAGUCGAGGGGAAAACUCGUACGGCCUGGACAUUACCUGCAAGGACAUGAGAAACUUGAGGUUCGCCCUGAAGCAGGAGGGCCACAGCCGACGAGACAUCUUCGAGCUGCUCUUCAAACACGCCUUCCCCAUCUCGCACGGCCUGCCGCUGUUCGCGUACGUGACUCAGGAGAAGUAUGAGGAGAACGGCUGGAGCGUCUACAGGCCUGUGGAGGAGCUCAGACGGCAGGGCUUACCCAACAACAAGUGGCGCAUUACUUUCAUCAACAAGAACUACGAGCUGUGCGACACGUACCCCGCCGUGCUGGCCGUGCCCUUCAAAUGUAAAGAGGAGGACCUGAGGAGAGUGGCUUCCUUCAGGUCCCGCGGCCGCAUCCCCGUCCUGUCCUGGAUCCACCGGGAGAACCGGGCGGCGAUCGCGCGCUGCAGCCAGCCGCUGGUGGGCAUGUCGGGUAAACGGAACAAGGACGACGAGCGCUACCUGGACCUGAUCAGGGACGCCAACGACACGGCCAAACUGACCAUUUAUGACGCUCGCCCCAACGUCAACGCCGUGGCCAACAAGGCCACGGGAGGCGGCUACGAGGGCGACGAGUACCACAACGCCGAGCUGGUCUUCCUGGACAUCCACAACAUCCACGUCAUGCGGGAGUCCCUGAAGAAGCUGAAAGACAUCGUGUACCCCAAUGUGGAGGAAUCCCACUGGCUGUCCAGUUUGGAGUCCACACACUGGCUAGAACACAUCAAGCUUGUGUUGUCAGGAGCCAUCCAAGUGGCAGACAAAGUUUCCAGCGGCAACUCUGUGGUGGUCCACUGCAGCGAUGGCUGGGACAGGACUGCUCAGCUGACGUCUCUGGCCAUGCUCAUGCUGGACAGCCACUACCGCACGCUCAAAGGACUGCAGGUGCUCAUCGAGAAGGAGUGGAUCAGCUUUGGACACAAGUUUACUUCUAGGAUAGGUCACGGUGACAAGAACCAUGCCGAUCAAGACCGAUCGCCCAUCUUUGUCCAGUUCAUGGACUGCGUCUGGCAGAUGAGCAAGCAGUUCCCCACCGCCUUCGAGUUCAACGAGCGCCUCCUGCUGACCAUCCUGGAGCACCUGUACAGCUGCCGCUUCGGGACUUUCCUCUACAACUGCGAGAGCGCGCGAGAGCAAAAUGCCCUGCGGCAGAAGACGGUGUCCCUGUGGUCUUUGGUCAACAGUAAGACGGACGUUUAUUUGAACCCUUUCUACACGCCCGAGUCGGGGAGGGUCCUUUACCCGGUGGCCAGCAUGCGCCACCUCGAGCUCUGGGUCACCUACUACAUACGCUGGAACCCGCGCAUCCGACAGCAGCAGAGCCCGGUGGAGCAGCGUUACCUGGAGCUGUUGGCGCUCCGAGACGAGUACAUCAAGAAGCUGGAGGAGCUGCGGCUGUCCGACUCGUCUCGUCUGGCCGACGACAGCCCCGGCGCCGACACGUCGUCCCCGUCCCCUGCGUCGUCCCCCACGCGGCAGCGGCACUACACGCAUCUACACACGCCCUUCUGAGGCGCACGCACACACUGUUCACUGCUGUCGUGUCUGUGCGGGGCUAACAAAGAACACUAACAGGACUUGAGUCAUUUUAUGUUCGGCAGGUGAUUAUGCAACGUGGCACCGCGCAGCCUCGUCACCAUACGUGCACGCCCACACGAGCCUUAAAUACGGUUGCUGGCUUUCAAUACAAGGGCUUGUCCACACAAAGGACAGGAAGCUAACGUGUCGACUGAAGACACGCACACAAUUUCAAGUCGGGGUGGAUUCCAUUUCUCUCUUCGCUCCCGAGCUUCCCUCGCGACCGUCCAAGAUUGACCACGUACUGUCCCGAUUUGUCGGAUCUCCGUGCGCUGACCUCGUCCCGGUGCCGCCAGCGGUGCUACGCUAACCUUCGCUUUCCCAAUUCCGUGGUGUUCGGACACGGGCGCUGUCAAAGGGACACUAGAUUCCAAUUAGGAUUGGGUCAGUCAGGAUAAAUGUCAGCGGAUUGAAGUUCAGGUGUCCUUUGAUGCAAUAAUCUCCAAAAGUAAAUCUGCGACCCCUCCCCUUCGUGAUCUGAUUGGCCGCAGGGCGUCGUCUUUGUGUUGAGCCAGUUGCGUGCCUUGAUUCCCCCGCACUUCACGUCGGAGCCCCUCGUUGUCGCUACGAGGCUCCCGACCCGCGCUUUGCUUUCCGGUCUGCUAGACAGGGUACGGCCCGUGGCCUGCUUGUUGGGCCCGUCGCUUGCGGUGUCCCGCAAGGCCGAAGAGCUUGAAGUGUACUUGUUGCGACGCGCGUCUGUUCUCGUCGACUUGCUUUUCCUGGGAGAGAGGAGUUCUCCUCUCGGCAGGCGUCGGACGUCGAUGCUGUUUGGUUUGCCGGCAUCCGUCCUGAAGAACUAAUUACAAGAGAAACGGGCUCAGGUGCCGAGGAGCUUUUUUGAUUUUAUUCCCCCCCUAGCAAAGCGCUUGAGUUUUGGGGGAUGAAAAUCCCAUUUUCUUUGCUACUUUUCUACAAGCACCUGGAUCAGGAUGUGAUUACCUCAGUCCAAAGCUAUUUUCCGCUCUGUAGUUGUAGAAUACAAUCAUUUGAUUCUUUUUCGCGGGAAGCGUUUGUAUACUACUCUACUUGUCUUUGAUCUAGUUUGGUUCCUUUUGCUGCUCUUUGUUGUUUUUCACAAAAGGGAAGAAGAAUACAUGAGCUCCAUCGAUCCUCUCCAUAGCUGCUUGGUUCUGUAAAUAUUAUUGAUUAAAUUAAUUUAAGAUU
This is a messenger RNA of Phycodurus eques (leafy seadragon), 3788 nucleotides long. RefSeq names its product myotubularin 1 (gene mtm1). Bases 732 to 2555 code for a protein of 607 amino acids. Lineage: Eukaryota; Metazoa; Chordata; Actinopteri; Syngnathiformes; Syngnathidae. Gene Ontology annotation, cellular component: plasma membrane. Gene Ontology annotation, molecular function: phosphatidylinositol-3,5-bisphosphate 3-phosphatase activity. The transcript has 16 exons. Gene Ontology annotation, biological process: dephosphorylation; negative regulation of autophagosome assembly; muscle cell cellular homeostasis. The record is from RefSeq and is a predicted model, not a curated record.